Messenger RNA from Rhagoletis pomonella (apple maggot), 911 nucleotides. RefSeq lists its product as uncharacterized. NCBI's taxonomy places the organism in Eukaryota, Metazoa, Arthropoda, Insecta, Diptera, Tephritidae. The coding region runs from base 345 to 770 and encodes 141 amino acids. The transcript is spliced from 3 exons. The record is from RefSeq and is a predicted model, not a curated record.
UACAACUAAAGAAUUUUGUUUUUAGAAACCCUGUUGUAGCUUUUUUGCAUCCCUUUCAUUUGAAAUGGUAAGUUUUUAUGGGUUUAUAAAUAACAGGUUAGUUUCGUUUUUUAUUUGCUGUUUUUUUUUUUUCGAAUAGGACGAACCUUCAAUUAUUUACUCCCGUAAAUAUGAACUCGCACAAGCUCUCGCACGAUCACGUUUUAUUCCAGGUAUAAAAGCCUAAGCUGCAUUGUUUGAAGGCUUUAGUAGACAAAUCAAAUAAACGCCGUGAGCAAUAUCCAAGUCAAACAAAUCAAAAGGCAAACAAGCGAAAUACACACUCACACGCGCAUCCACAUACAAUGCAGGGAUAUUUGAAAAUGACGAGCUCUGUGCUGCUAUUGCUCCUGUUAGUGUUGGUCGUGGAAAUUAACUGUGGUGAGCGUAGUAUCAGGCCGACAAGGACGAUCAAUGACAGCGAGGAGGAAGGCUUAUAUACGCCUGAUUUAAGAGGCAUUUAUGUGGCCGACAAUGCUGGGCAAUAUGUGGCAGAUAACACUGGUUAUUAUCACCCAAGCGGCGAGGAAGGCAGGUGGUCGCCCGAUGGUUUGGGUGUCUAUCACGAUGAUCUGAAGUGGCGCUAUGUGGCGGACAAUAGUGGAGCAUGGGUGCCAGACAACAACGGCAAUUAUGAUUCAUCGCAAGAGGCACAAGGUGUUUACCAUCCAGACGGUAGUGGCGUUUAUCACGCGGAUAAUACAGGAGCUUAUUCUGCGAAAUACUACUGAGCAGUUUAAUAACUUAGAAAGCAAUCGAAAUUGAAUGCAAUUGAUAUUUGAGACGUGUGAAUGAACGACGUGGGAAAUUUUCAAAAACGACAAAAAAAAUUUACGAUAACUUAUGACUGCCUUAAGUGAAUUGAAUAAAUU